AUGUAUGCACAAGAAAUCAGAAGCAAUGUUGCUCUUAUUCGUAUAGCAAUAGCUGAUAUUGAACGAAAUGACUUCAACCAGCCAUUAAAAUUAUUCUACACAGGAAUAAAUGCAUUCAAGAAACAAGAGCCAUUGGAUGAAUGUGAAAGUUUAUCUAUUCAACAUCAGCUACAUUGUAAAAUAUCUCAUCCAUUUUAUAAAGUUCUCUUCGUUGGCAAGGUCAGAUUUACAGUAUCAGAUGGAAAAAUGCUUGAUGAUGGAUGUGUUGCUUUUGAAGAUGGUCAAGGUAAUUUAGAAGCGGGUUUUAUUCGUGCAAUACAACAUAGUAAUAAUUCAAACAUGGAGACAGUGAUCUAUGUGGAAAAGUUCAUCAUCCGGAAAUGUCUUGCAGUAAACAUCGAUGUCGCCAAUCAAUCUUCACCAGUCAACAUCAUCUGUUCUGAUUCUAUCUUCAUUGGAUUAUCUGGCCAGAUUGUACCAAUUAGACCCAUUAACUUGAUCGAGAAACUGUCGUAAAUACAACUGAGUACUACAGAUUUUAUUAUUAUACGUUAUCCCAAUUUGUUAGAAAGCUUCUAGUAAAUUCAUUGAUGACUAUUUCUUCUCAAAUCCCAAAUUAGUUGUCAUAUAGAUAUAUACUAUAAACAUUAUUAUAUUCUUCAAAUAUCUUCGUUCUCCCCUUCAAGUAUUCAAUAGUAAUUCAGACUAGAAGUCAAAUGAUGUGCAAAUCGUAAAAACUAUGUCAUAAAUUUGCACUUAACCCAGCAACAAAAAGAGAGUCUAUUAUGUAUAAUUUAAGAGUAACAACACUAAUGCAGGGAGUUUUAUUUUUCAAGAAUAGACAAUUUAACGGAAUGAAAAUGAUGCAAAAGUGAUGAAAGUACUCUUAUUAUUAUAAUUUUGCAAAACAAAAUCAAGAUUACCUGAUAAAAAUGAUGAAAAAGAAAUAAAACGAAUGCAAUUAAUUCAGUUUUUUUAAAAUAGACAAAUUAAUGCAGUGGAAAUAAUGUAAAAGUAAUGAAAUUAAUGCAAUGAUUUUAAUUUUUCAAGAAUAAACAAUUUAAUGGAAUAAAAAUGAUGCAAAAGUCAUGAAAGUACUGUUGUUAUAAUGGUUUUGUAAAAAGUUAAGGUUACCUGAUGAAAAACAAAUAAAACUAAUGUAAUUGAUUCAAUUUUUUAAGAAUAGACAACUUAAUGAAGUAAAAACGGUGCAAAAGUAAUGAAACUAAUGAGAUGAUUUUAAUGUUUCCACAAUAAAGAAUUUAAUGGAGUAACAAUGAUGCGAAAAUAAUCAAAGUGCUGUUAUUAUAAUAGUUUUGUAAAAAAUCAAGAUCGUGUGAUGAAAACGAUGCAAGAAAAUGAAACUAAUCCGAUGAAUUCGAUUUUUUAACAAUAGACAGUUUAAUAAAGUGGAAAUGAUGCAAAAGAAAUGAAACUAAUGCAGUGAUUUUAAUGUUUCAACAAUACAGGAUUUAAUACAAUAAAAAUGAUGUAAAAAUAAUGAAAUACUGUAAUGACUAAAGUUUUGUGAAAAACUGAAUAUCAUCUAAUGAAAAUAAUGUGAAAAAACUAAAACUCGUGCAAUGGUUUUAAUUUUUCUAGAAUAGAGAAUUUAAUGGAAUGAAGAUGAUGCAAAAACAAUGAAAGUACUGUUAUUAUUAUAGUUUUUCAGAAAAAUUAAGAUUAUCUGAUGAAAAUCAUGCAAAAAAAUGAAAUUAAUCCAAAGAUUUCAAUUUUUCCAGAAUAAUCUAUUUAAGACAGUGAAAAUGAUACAAAAGUUAUGAAAGUAUAGGGAUGAGUUUGAUUUUAGCAAAAUAAUUAAAGUAACGAAUUUUUUUGAUGAAAAGUUUAAAAAAAAUCAUUUAAAUGAAAUUACUUUCAUUUUUUUAUUCCCUGGGAAGGGUCUAUUAUGGAUAUUUUUGCAUCAAAAAGUUUUUAAAAAAAAUCUUUAAAAUCAUUUUCAAUGUAUUCUCAUACUCCUCCAUGAGAAUGGUAAAAACGUAUAUUGGUAAUCUUUGUAGGGUAGAACAAGUGUGACUCAACAUUUGAUUAAGAACU
Molecule: messenger RNA, 2058 nt
Organism: Rotaria sp. Silwood2
Lineage: Eukaryota; Metazoa; Rotifera; Eurotatoria; Philodinida; Philodinidae
Source: the annotation of a GenBank genome assembly